Molecule: messenger RNA, 1014 nt
Organism: Colletotrichum lupini
Lineage: Eukaryota; Fungi; Ascomycota; Sordariomycetes; Glomerellales; Glomerellaceae
Exons: 9
Coding region: 1-1014 (337 amino acids)
Source: RefSeq, a predicted model, not a curated record
AUGUCAAGCCAAUGGAUACAUCAAGAGCUCAAGAUCUUGAGCUUCCUACGUGGGAACAUGGGAAAACUGCAUGGCAAGGUACAAGUCCCGCACUUGAUUUGCUGGCUGGGUCUUUGUGAGGCCUCUCAUUGGCUCCAUCCUCAGAUGAAAGGCUCCAUUUACCUCGGGCCACUUUUCGCAACCGCGCGACAAAUCAUCGCCAUGGAUCGUACAGACCACCCUCACUCAAAUCCUCGGUUGAGAAUUGAAUAUGGGUCCAAGGCUGGCCUGGCGGCUUUUUACACGGGCAGAAACGACCUCAUUUUCGCAGAUAUAUGCAGCAUUCUGCAAUGGGGAAGAGAGUUUGGGAUACGAAUACUGCAAUUUCUUUGCUUGAUACCUGGAUGCUGCAUCCCGACACAAAAGGUACAAAAUUUGAUCUUUGGAAUGAAACCUUCGUCCUGGCCCGCAUUUGGCCCAGAUGUCGGAACGAGACGAACCAAGCAACUGCACCCAAGGCAGGUUGCUGAAAAUGCGAGCUCUAGGCUACCCCUCUCUUCCAUGGUCAAAAUGCGCCAUUGCAUUAUCAUAUUCCUCAUUCGCAGGAUCCCGAAAUAUCGCACAUCAUCCAACAUCACAGCCCUCGAGGGAUCUAACGUAAGCAGCUCGUCUACCGUCUUUUGCGCAGUCAUCCUCGACGGCGUAGCACUACCAAAGCAACCCAGGUACAUCGAUGUGUACUGGACGAAUAGGGCUGAAGAAUCUCUGACCUAUACCACGAACAUCUGCUCAGACAGUGCUGGUAUCCAAAUACUGCUUUCCCUUGGACCACCUGGUGCUCUGCCAUCUUCGUAUGCGAUGCCAAGGCUCAAGUGCCUAGCUGCUGCCGCCGCCAAUGACGCUAGCUUGCGCGUAGCCGUCAUCUCGAAUCCCAUUUCGCUUAGGCACCUCGACCCCUCGAGCUCUCUUCAACGGCGUCUACGGCUCAAUCCUCAUCUGGCCCUGUGGAAUCGAUCAAACCAAAGACACGCUUAA